AGGCUGCUCUCGUGCACAAACCAACGCGGCAAGUGGGGAGCGGUAUAGUUCGAGCAAGGCCUUCAUCCAGCCCAUAGUCGGGACAAGGAAAAACUUGCACGUGGCAUUAUUCAGCCAAGUCACAAAGGUGAACUUCGAAGGAAGCAAGGCCAUGGGGGUAUCCUUCACAAGGUACGGCGAGUCGCAGAAUGUGUCGGCAGAACGAGAAGUGAUACUGUCAGCGGGAACCGUGGGAUCAGCUCAACUCCUGUUGCUCUCCGGGGUGGGUCCCAGGGAGCAGCUGGAGAGAUUACAGAUUCCUGUGGUUGCUGACCUUCCAGUCGGACACAACCUACAGGACCACGUGGUACUACAGAUGGCCCCUCCAGUAAGCAUGGACGAGAACGCUGGUAUUCCGCCUUACGGCCUCAAAGAUAUCCAGCGGUAUGACUGGAAUAAAACUGGCACAAUCUCGAUACCGUCGGGCACCGAGUUCAUUCAGUUCCUGCACACCGCCGACAACGCAACGGACGCUGACAUACCCGACGUCGAAAUUGCCCCGAUCUCAACUUCGCCAGCCAGUCAGCUUUUCAAAGCGUUGAUGGUCGAGCUGGGCCUGAUGCCAGAGGCUUUUGACGGCAUAAUCGGACCAACAGACGGAAGGCUCGGUUUUCGUGCCGUUGUCAUCCUCAACCGGCCAAUGUCAAGGGGCUCCAUCACGCUUCGCUCUGCCGACCCUGACGAUCACCCGGAUAUCGACCCGAGAAUUCUAGAGCACCCUGAUGACGUCAGGAGGGCCGCUGAAGGCACGAGGAAGUUCAUCGACCAGGUGCUGGGCACGGAAGCCAUGCAGAGCAUCGGUGCCAAGCCCUGGAACGUCACCUUCGCACCAUGCGCUCAGGCGGGACCCUUGUGGAGCCAGGAUUACAUCGAGUGCCUGUUCCGGCACGCCGCACACACUAUGUGGCACUUGUGCUGCACAGUGGCCAUGGGGUCGCACUCGGAAGCUGUCCUAGACGAACGGCUGCGGGUCCGAGGCAACGUGACGAACCUGCGAGUGGCCGACGUCUCCGUGAUGCCCGACAUUGUGAGCGGUCACACACACGCACCGGCCAUGAUGAUCGGCAGCAAGGCGGCGGCCAUGAUCAUAGAAGACUACGGAGGACAACGAUAAAAUGAUGCUU
This is a messenger RNA of Rhipicephalus sanguineus (brown dog tick), 1163 nucleotides long. Its product is annotated as ecdysone oxidase. The coding region runs from base 152 to 1153 and encodes 333 amino acids. Gene Ontology annotation, molecular function: flavin adenine dinucleotide binding; oxidoreductase activity, acting on CH-OH group of donors. NCBI's taxonomy places the organism in Eukaryota, Metazoa, Arthropoda, Arachnida, Ixodida, Ixodidae. The transcript has 7 exons. The record is from RefSeq and is a predicted model, not a curated record.